CAUGCGUGGAAAGAUCUCAUCGCCAAAACGUCACCAAAGGUGUUUUUAUAUCGCGUUCUGUCGGAUCCAUCUAACUGAUCCAGGCAAGAAUGUCACCCGCGCAGUUUAAGGUCAGCGUGGGCGCUGUGCGGACAGAAAUAGGCUAUAAUAACACUUUGUGUCCUGGUCUGUGGAAAUAGUCAGGUCAGACCCACUUUCUCCGAGAUUCGGUGCGCAGCGGGGACGCACGCAUCACGGAGGCUGUCCGUCCUUUAGCAGCCCUCCCAUUGGCUGCAGCAGGAUGCUCCGAGGCUUCCCCGUGUCCCCGAUCCUCACAUUCAACCGGAGCCGACGGAGGGUCGUCGCGGAACGAAGCGCAGGGGGGGACCUUCACCUGUAGAUAUUUAACAUGAACCCGUUUUUGGCCAAACCCAAGGAGGAAAAAAAUACACAGAACAUUUGAAGUAGAAAGCUCCGCGCGUCUGAUAUCGCAUCGCUGCCUGGUCCCUGGAAAUAACUUCGUUAUUCCAGUUUUCUUUCUUUCUUUGCUUCUUUUUCUGCGAACGACCCUCGCCCACUCCUCUGGUUUGACGGGAUACUGCAGACUGCAUGGAGGCAUGUCGGCAUGGCUUGCACCAGGAGAACAAAAACUUUGGUGUCCACAUGCGUGAUUCUGAGCGGCAUGACCAACAUUGUUUGUCUGCUCUAUGUCGGAUGGGUCACUAACUACAUCGCCAAUAUUUACAUCAAAGUUCCGAUGCCUUUGCCGGAGAGAAAGUUAGAGGGGGACAAACGAGGCGACACGCUUCGGAUCAUCGAGAGGCUCGAUCGGCUGGAGAAUGUGGUCAACCAGCACAUCCAAGAGACUCCAGCGAGGGGAGAUGACGGUCAGGUGGACACAUCCUUCUCUGACUCUUCGCUGUUCGCUCACUGGGGUCAGGAGCUCAGCCCGGACAACCGGCGGGUGGCGUUGAAGAUGUUCCAGUACUACGGCUAUAACGGAUACCUCAGUGAUCGUCUCUCUUUAGACAGACCAAUACCAGACCUCAGGCCUGAUGGGUGCAGAAACCUCACUUAUCCUUUAAACCUGCCUCAAGUGAGCAUUGUGUUUAUUUUUGUGAAUGAAGCGUUUUCCGUCAUCUUGCGGUCGAUUCACUCUGCCAUCAACAGGACGCCAUCCCACCUUCUCAAGGAGAUCGUCCUUGUCGACGACAACAGCAAUAACAAUGAACUGAAGGAGAAGCUGCAGGAUUUUGUAUCUGAGACAAACAGACAGCAUCCAGGAUUCAUCAAGAUGGUACGUCAUGCCAAGCAGGAAGGUCUCAUCCGUUCCAGAGUGAGCGGGUGGAGGGCUGCUACGGCCCCUGUCGUUGCCCUGUUUGAUGCCCACGUCGAGUUCAACGUUGGUUGGGCUGAACCUAUUUUGGAGAGAAUAAAAGAAGACAGAACCCGCAUAAUCUCCCCAUCGUUUGAUAACAUCAAGUACGACACGUUUGAGAUUGAAGAGUACCCACUGUCUGCCCAGGGCUUUGACUGGGAGCUGUGGUGUCGCUACCUCAAUCCGCCCAAGUCCUGGUGGCAUAAGGGCAAUAAGAGUGCUCCAAUCCAGAGCCCGGCCCUGAUUGGCUGCUUUGUGGUGGAUAGGCUGUACUUUGAAGAGAUUGGUUUGCUGGAUGAGGGGAUGGAGGUGUACGGGGGAGAAAACGUGGAGCUCGGCAUCAGGGUCUGGCAGUGUGGCGGCAGUGUGGAGGUCCUGCCGUGUGCUCGCAUCGCCCACAUAGAGCGCGCUCACAAACCCUACACGGAGGAUCUGACGUCUCACGUGCGGCGAAAUGCGCUGAGAGUCGCAGAAGUGUGGAUGGAUGAGUUUAAAAGCCACGUCUACAUGGCCUGGAAUAUUCCCAUGGAGGACCCGGGCAUCGAUAUUGGCGAUAUCUCCGAGAGGAAGGCUCUGAGGAAGAGGCUGCAGUGUAAAACUUUCCGGUGGUACCUGGUCAACAUCUACCCUGAGAUGAGGAUGUACAGUGACACCACUGCAUAUGGAGUACUGAAGAACUCUCUGAAGAAUGAUCUGUGUCUGGACCAGGGGCCGGAAAAUGAUAAUGUCCCCAUCCUGUAUCUCUGCCACGGGAUGACACCUCAGAAUGUGUACUACACCAGUGCUCAGCAGCUCCACAUCGGGCUCCUCAGUCCAACGGUUGAUGACGACGACAACAAGUGCGUGGUGGACGUGAACGGCAGACCGCGCCUCAUAGAGUGCAGCUACGCCGCCACCAAACGCAUGAAGCUGCACUGGCUCUUCACUCAGGGAGGAUCCAUUCAGAACAGGAAAUCAAAGAGAUGCCUGGAGCUCGUAGUGAGCAGCGACAAUGAGUUUGGCUACCAACUGGCUCUGCAGAAGUGCACUGGACAGAAAUGGUUCAUCACGAACGUGCUGUUUAGCAGCUCCUUAUGAAAGCCCGCUUGAGGGGACACCGCACUGGAGAGAUGAAGCUGUUUCUUUUGUGUGCACAUUUGUGUGAGAAGAGAAGAGCGAUAAGUAGUUGAAUGCGACCCUUUUGAGCACUGCGAUGUCUUCUUAUGAGCUGAGUUGACGUCACAUCAUAAAUGUUAAACAUUUAUUUUGCAUACAGGAGCAGCCAUAGUUGGCAGAUAUUUUGCAGACUUGACAAGGUAGUAUAAGGUAUAUUUUGUGGUAAAUACAGCACAGUCAGAUUUUUUGUUGUAAAAAAUGUAAUGGGUCCAAUAUUUUUUUGUACUUUGUUCAUAAUUGCUACUGUGUAGCAAGUUUUCUGAACCUUUUUUUUGUUGCUGUAAUUAUUUUUAUUUAGUGUCUCAGGUUUGUAGGUUUAUUAUGCGAUUCAGCUGAACAAGUGGGAAAAUAUUGGAAUAAAUCUGAAAAUUAUUAUUUUAUACGUGUAAAUAUGUUGGUCAUUUGUUAUAUAUAACAGUAAAACAAUUGAUGUAAACUA
Messenger RNA from Pungitius pungitius (ninespine stickleback), 2951 nucleotides. It is a transcript of the gene galnt18b, whose product is annotated as UDP-N-acetyl-alpha-D-galactosamine:polypeptide N-acetylgalactosaminyltransferase 18b. The coding region runs from base 605 to 2434 and encodes 609 amino acids. Gene Ontology annotation, cellular component: Golgi apparatus. Gene Ontology annotation, molecular function: polypeptide N-acetylgalactosaminyltransferase activity. The transcript is spliced from 11 exons. The record is from RefSeq and is a predicted model, not a curated record. Gene Ontology annotation, biological process: protein O-linked glycosylation. NCBI's taxonomy places the organism in Eukaryota, Metazoa, Chordata, Actinopteri, Perciformes, Gasterosteidae.